Dama dama (fallow deer) is the source of this 6105-nucleotide messenger RNA. It is a transcript of the gene TNFSF15, whose product is annotated as TNF superfamily member 15. Gene Ontology annotation, molecular function: tumor necrosis factor receptor binding. Gene Ontology annotation, biological process: immune response. Lineage: Eukaryota; Metazoa; Chordata; Mammalia; Artiodactyla; Cervidae. The transcript has 4 exons. The record is from RefSeq and is a predicted model, not a curated record. Bases 105 to 875 code for a protein of 256 amino acids. Gene Ontology annotation, cellular component: membrane.
AGGAGUAGGCAGUGAUUAAUUCAUCCUCUGUGAGAGCUGGGCUUCUAUUUAAUGGGGGGUCUCUGCCCAGAAGGAGCUGGAGGCAGCUCUAGGAGCACAGGAGCAUGGCAGAGACUCUGAGGCCGGGCUUUGGGGAAACAGCCAGCGUGGAAAUGCUGCCAGAGGACGGCGGCUGCAGGCCCAAGGCCAGGGUUGGGCUGGCGUCCAGGAGGAGCAGCGCCCACUGGCCUCUGACCUGCUGCCUGCUGUUGAUCCCCAUCCUGGCCGCACUCACCACCUACCUGCUCGUCGGCCAGCUCCGGGCCCAAGGAGAGGCCUGUGAGCGCCAGACUCCAAAGGAACAGGAGAUUGGACCUUCACAUCAGCGAGCUUACGCACUUCCUGGAGCUGAGAGGGAGAAGCCAAGGGCACACCUGACAGUUGUGAGACAGACUCCCAUGCAGCCCUUGAAAAAUCAGUUCCCAGCUCUGCACUGGGAACAUGAACUUGGCUUGGCCUUCACCAAGAACCGGAUGAAUUACACCAACAAAUUCCUGGUGAUCCCAGAGUCGGGAGACUACUUUGUUUACUCCCAGGUGACAUUCCGAGGGACCACAUCCGAGUGUGCUGAAAUCAGCCAAGGAAGGAGACCCAACAAGCCAGACUCCAUCAUUGUGGUCAUCACCAAGGUAACAGACAGCUACCCCGAACCAACCCAGCUCCUAAUGGGGACCAAGUCAGUGUGUGAAAUAGGCAGCAACUGGUUCCAACCCAUCUACCUAGGGGCCAUGUUCUCCUUGAAUGAAGGGGACAAGCUGAUGGUGAAUGUCAGCGAUAUCUCUUUGGUGGAUUACACAAAAGAAGAUAAAACCUUCUUCGGAGCCUUCCUGCUAUAGUAGUAAGGUAGAUGUCAUUGCAUGGAGGUCCUCUGCUUCUUAGGUCCUAAUUUUCCUCACUUGUAAUUAUAACCAGGAGGCUUUGUUGGAGCACUGAUAGAGACAGUAGUUAAGUUAAGAAAUUUAGGGGCCAAAAAUUCAUGCUUUAUGUACCUGACUGAUGAGAAUACUAAUCAGAAAAAGGCAGAAGAGAGCAGACCUAUUAUCACAGCUGCUUGGAAGAGCGGUGAGCUUCUAAACAUUAAAACACUGAUCACCAAAUGAAUGGAACAUUUCCAUGCCUGGGUCCUAUGCAUUUGUCAAGAGAGGGCGCAGGUACUGUUCAAUUUUAUUAUGCAGCAUUUGCUUCAGUUCAGGAAACUUAAAAUCCAAAGCCCCAGAAACAGUCCAAACACUUCAGAGGCAAAAUCCUUCAUCAGUUCCCCCAAACCCAUACUUUAAUGCCUUACCGAAAAAGAAAAAAAAUGAAAAAAGAACUCAUAUUUCUUAUAAAUGUGCCUCAAGAAAAGGAAUUAACUUUCAAGCCAUCUAUGCCAAGUGAGAAAAACUACCCUUCUCUUUAUUAUGUACACAUGCAUCAAAACAAGUUGUGAGUUCCCAUGCAUUUUAAAAACACAACAGCACCCAUUCAGCACAGUGUUCUUGAGCACCUUUCAUGUGUGUGCUGAACCAAAACACGCUGUGAAGAGCGAGGCCGAUUCUACCCAAAUGUAGAUGAAUUCCUGGCUGCUGGUCAAAUACCGCUCAACAUAUUGCAAGGUCUAAUUCCAACUCCUAACAAAUAUCACCGGACACUGUUAAACAUGAGAUUUCUGGAGCUCUCCUUGCUAUGUAAGACAACCAGCUGAUUAGGCCAGUCAAGAAACCUGAAGACAAGAGUUCUGGCAAACAGACCAACCACAUAACAAAGUUGACUGAUCCCAUGGACUUAGUCCCUGGAGGGAAAAUGUCAAUCACCACAUCUGGAGAUGUUAACUGAGAUCUGCUUUGAGGUUGACUCACUUUAUAUGCAGAGUGUUUACAUGGGUACUUUGAAAAUAUUCAAAGGGAUUUAAAUGUGGAAUUGGCUCAUCAGCCCAGCCAAGGUGUCUUUCCUGAAGAAGAGGCAGAACACUGAGAAGGUCCUUCCUGUGCUUCUCUGAGUUCAUAUCCUCUGUGAUCCUCAGAUCUGCAUGAUUUUCCUGCACUCAUGUGCCAAAGGUUGGAGGGACAUUCUUGUUCUCUUAGCCUCUGUUGAUUUGCCUGUAAAGAAGGAAUCCACCGACUUGUUUCCCAGGAUCAAAUGAGCUCAUGGGGAUCAAACAGGUUAGCUUUGAGCAUUCUGUGAAGUCCAUGAGUGUGUCAGUGUGACUUGGGGAGUGUUCUCCAGCACCUUGGCCUUUGUUAUAAAUAUUCUCUAUUGUGAGAGACGUCACAGAUGGGUCUGAAAGCAAACUUGGCAAUGACAUCACUCUUAACUUGGGCUUCCCUGGUGGCUAAGCUGAUAAAGAAUCCACCUGCAAUGCAGGAGAUCUGGGUUUGAACCGUGGGUUGGUAAUAUCCCUUGGAGAGGGGAACAGCUACCCACUCCAGUGUUCUGGCCUGGAGAAUUCCAUGGACUGUUCCAUGGGGUCACAAAGAGUCAGAAACAACUGAGCAACUUUCACUUCACUUCACUCUUACUCUUGUUACCGCAGAGGCAGAGACGUGUAUGACGGGGUUCCUGAACACGAUGACUGGUGUAGCAGUACUUGAUCAACACUUGUUGAGCUCUAAGUAAAUAAAAAUUAAUUUCUGAUUUCUUAGUUGGGAGGUUAAGGCUCUGAAGCCCUCAGUUUCUCUAUAAACAGUCAGCAAAGGGCUCAGCAGGAGCAAAGAGUGGGGCGUGGUCCCUUCCACCUGGUUCCGAAGUGUCUUUACAAGGGAAGUGAAGCUUGAGUCCUGAAAGGAGGUGGGCGGGCAGCAGAUGGCCUGGGGAAAGGGCAUCUCAGUCAGAGGAAUUACCCUUUCCUUAAAGCAGAAAGGAAAGGUUUCUCAGUAACUACAAAACCAGCUUGAUUACAGAAUGUUCCCUCCACCAACUCCUAGAACAAUAGCUAUUUGCAAUUCAGGAAUGUUUUUAAUCAAUGACUCCAGCCUGGCUCCAGACUACAACUAACACCCUGUUAAGGAAAUAAAAUGCUCUGUCUGCAUCUGCACGUGAGCACCAAGCAACCUGGGAUGUGGAAAAGGAUUUUCACAGAGGGGCCCAGCGUGGCCUGCUCACUGUCCCCUCCUCUGAAAAGAACCCCUCACCAAGGGCCUUCAAACCUGCCCUCUGUUCCACAGGGAAUCUGAUGAAUUUGGAAGUAUAUCCGAAAAAUAGGAAUUUCCUACUCUCCUAAAAGACUUGAGGCUUUGAAAAAAUCCCCACCACAUAUUUGUUUUACUCUUGAUUAUUAAAGAUUGUAUUUUGCUUAAGUUUUCAUUGCUGAAAUGAAAUGUUAACUUCUUUGUUAACGCUGAAUUUGUUAAAUCCUCUUUGAUUUUCCUUUUACUGUUUAAGUAGGCCAAACAUUGCUAGUGGGACUCAAGUCAGAACUUCUGUUUCCUUGGCAUUAUUAUGAGUAAACGGGGUAUAUUCAAAGAUUUAGAAGGGGAAAAGGAACAUGUUUACACGCUUUAGAAAAUAGUUAAUUUAGGGAGAAAAUGUUUUACUGGUUCUAAGUCUCUGAGAAGGCUGAACUCAAAUCAAUUCCACAAACAUUUACUGAGUACCUACUUGCCCUGGGGAUACAAAGAUAAAUUAUUUUCUCUUUAGUUGUGUUCAUUUUAACUGCUUAGCGCUUCCAUUGUCUCUAGAUCUUUUAAUUUAUUUUGGUUGUAUUAGCUAAUUAAUUUGCUAGCUUUAGGCAUGUGGGUUAUUUUCUCAUCAUGAAAAUGGGUGCUGUUUGAUGAAGGAUAAUCAUUAACAAAAUGACUUGUGCUUACUCUAAGUGGUUUUUAAAAUAGCUAUUCAAGGACAGUUCUCCAUAAAUAAAAGGGAAGAAAACAAAGAUACUUUCUAUGGUAAAGUCCACUAGCUAAACCACAUAUAGAAAAAGGUUUUUAUUAUUUCCUGGACUAGAGAAGAUAAUUCAUCAACACCAAUGACACUAUUAGAACUUUAAGGAUAACUCAGAUGUUUUGAAAAGCCUGUGUUUCUCAGCCAGUACAGGAACCAUGAUCAAAAUGCAUGAGGUCACUGGCAUUUUGACCCUGGUUUAGAUCUAUUUGGCAGAACAAAAUUGCUUAAGCUACUAAACUUCCUAAAUUGUUUGGCUAAGGUACAGCAGGACAUGAAAAGGUCCACAUUCACAUCCUGAAAAGUGUCUGGUUCAGUUCAGUAACAGGGCAUGCCUGAGCCCUGGGCUCCACUUCAAUCAAAGCUACGCCACCCCAGAGGAAACAUCACCCCUGUGAUCGUCAGUAACCCUUCUGGACUGUAAAAGUUCAAGUAGCUCACUGCACAAGGCAUGUUUGUUGCCAAGUUUCUCUGGCAAGGUAUUUUCCCAAGUCCUUUCCCAGUCGUAUUUUCAUGAUUGUGACACUGGGGAUGAAUUCUUUAGGACAGGACUGUUUAUACACUGCACUUUGCGAAACACAUGCAGAAGUCACUUGCCUCAAGAUUUCUUGCUCUCCCAGGACCCAGAGCCCCGGAAGUAUUCUGCCAUUUUUAGAAGAAAUUUUUUAAAGGAUGCACCACUAUCCUGGAUAUUAAGAGCUAUUGCAUCCUGUUGGCAGCUGGGCCUGGGAAGAAUUCAGUGGACUAUUAACCCCUGAAUGCUUUUGCUCCAACAGUGAGAGAGUGAGGGUCAGAAUAGUCACAUCUAUGCCCUGCCCCACUCUUACAACCAUAUUUACAACUUUCCAAGCUCUGAUACACAUUUGCCCCCUGCCAUCCCUUCCUCCAUCAUCCCAUUUUAAGAAAAAAGUACCAUACCAGCCCAUUCGGAACUUAUUCAGGACCACACAAUGAGCUAAUGGCAGAUCUAGAGCUGGGAUACUAGCUUCCUGAAUCAUAAUCCUAGGCUCACCAAUUACCCUCUGCUCUUAUUAAUAGUAUUCCUCUUAAUAACUGGAGGAGAAAUUAGAGGAAGACAGGAGAAAUAUCAAGUAUCAAUGGGGUGGUGUAGAAAGGGGAAGAGAUUUCUUUCUUAUUUCCCUAGAGGAAAGAACUAGGGCUAAGAAGUUGAAGUUACAGGGUCACCAUGUCUGCCUUGAUAUCCAAAUAAACUUUCGAUCCCUGAAUAGAAUGUUCCCAGAUAGUGAUUGUUUAGUCCCAGAAGAUAUUCAAGUGAAGGACUCAUCUUAAGGCUUUUGUAGAAACCAUUCCUUCACUGAGGUGAGAAGAAGAACUGAGUCAAAGGAUUUCUGAGGUCUUUUCCAAAUCUUUGUGGCCAUUUUUAAAUUGAUUUAUGUGUGUUCUAUUUGAUUAUUGAGAACCUGGAAGGCCUUGUCAAGGGUUCAGGGCUUCUAGCCUAGAAGUGGUUGCCAUUUCCUACUUUCUCAGAGACUGUCCAAUACAAGUGACUCGGACAGCGUGACCAACAGAGCAUGUCAUGGGAUGUUAGAGAACUGCAGUGUUUGUUUGCUCCAAGUUAUAUCAUUUUAAGGAUGAAGGAACUCAGCCUCAGAAAGGUGAUGUGAAUAGCCCAUUGCCAGGCACUAACAAGUAGCAGUGUAAGGCUAGAAGGCAUAUCGCCUGACACCCAGACUGGUAAUCUUCCAUGUCAUCCAUGACUCAGUUACUUUCUGGAGCAUCUGUCACAUGACAGCACUAACCUAGAUGCUGGAGAGUCAAGACAACAAAGAAUAUGACGGGCGAGUCCCACUCUCACGUCGUGUGUGUUCAGGUGGAAGGAGACAAAUGAUGUUGAGUAACUAAAGAAGCGGGACUUCAUCAGAUGACUUUAUUUGUAAAGUCAUGAAAUAUGUAAUCUCCCCCCUUUUGUUUCAGGGGUGAAAAGAUUAAACAAAUGUAGGUAUUUAUCUGGUUUUAAUGAUAAGCCCCAUGUGCUUUGAUUGAUUUUAUGUUUUAUGUUAAAACAUCAUAAACCCAAGGUAAACUGCAUAUUGUAUGCUGUUGGAUAUGUUCACUAAUCCCAUGUCUUCUGGCACUACUGUAUGUAUUCAAUCACUGUGAAUGAUAUGUUGUACAUGUUAAAGUAUUUAAUAGAUGUAACUUAAUAAACUGGCAUUGAAAGCCACAGAAUUUUAAUAAUUAGACCAA